Molecule: messenger RNA, 585 nt
Organism: Candidozyma haemuli
Lineage: Eukaryota; Fungi; Ascomycota; Pichiomycetes; Serinales; Metschnikowiaceae
Exons: 1
Coding region: 1-585 (194 amino acids)
Cellular component (GO): mitochondrial outer membrane
Molecular function (GO): nascent polypeptide-associated complex binding
Source: RefSeq, a predicted model, not a curated record
AUGUCCUACGCCGAAGCUGCCGCCGCCAACGGUCCUACAGGAUCAAAAGUCGUUGAGGACCCAAUGCAUUCAACCCCUGAGGACGUGAAGAACGAGGCUGCCGAAGGCGCUGAAAAGGUGAAGAAGGAAGCAUCCAAGGCUCUGAAAGACGCUUCCAAGGAGGCCGACAAAUUGAAGAAGGAUGCUUCCAAGGCCACCGACGAGGCUAUCAAGAAGGGUAAGGCUACUGCUGAUAACGUGAAGAAGGACCUCAAGGAGUUGGAGAAGGAGUCUAAGCCAUACAUUGACCUGGUGACGAAGUUUGUCAAGGAGAAGUACCAGGCUGCUUCUAACUUUGUUACUUCGUAUGUGAACAAGGACACUGUUUCUGCUGCUGGAGCUGAGUUCCAGAACCCGGUUGUUUUGGGCCAGCUUGCUGUGAUCUUGGGUGGUGCUACUGCCGGUUGGUUCGUCUACUCUGAGCGUGCCAGAAUCAGAUCGGACAACAAGUAUGUUGUUGGUAUCCACGCUGCCUUGAUCACUGGUCUUGUUGUCGCUGACGGCUUCAUUUUCUCCCAGUUGUACCCUAAGUACAAGAAGAACUAG